AUGCGAUACACCACCUGCAACUUGCCCAAUGGCCUCACCUUCACUGUCUCGCCAGUCUUUGGUGGGGUAACAUUUAAAUCCACCGACUUCAACGUCCAACAGAACCCCACCUUUCCACCGGGCUGGACGAUUAUCAUACACACUGAAAAGCCCAAAGAUGGUGUCAAACCUCCCCCAAGCUCGGACAGUGAGCGCGUUAAUGAUGACGAUAACAUUACCCGCUUCACCAUCCCCACCUUGAACCGCGAUUCGCUCUACAUCUCGUAUAUAGUCAACCCGCCCUCUAGUGACUUCAAACCUGUCACGUCGCCCACGCGCCAGAUUGCCAUGAUGCUGUGGGCGACCAUGUGGUGGUAUUUCCACGAACCUGAGCCAGACCUGCACCUCGAGACGACGGCGUCAAGUUUGACGCCCCACGGCGGACGGCCAAAGGGCGAAUGGCGCAUUAAUAUCAAGCGCGAGGGCAUCUUCAAAGGCCGGAACUUGCUCCAGAAGCUCGAGCGAAUGGGUUUAAUAGCCACCGAGGACUCCUCGGUAGGUCUGCAGCCGAUUGAAACAAGGGACUCAAGCAGCUGGUCCAACAUGUUCGUCAGCCGCCGGAGCUUCUGGCAGCUCGAUCCGCGUCUUUUCCUCUUUACUCUGACGCCACGCGCCGCCGGCCCUCCAUCUCCGUCGUUGUCACCAUACCACUCACGACAAGGAUCCCCAGCCCCGGACGGCCUGUCAUGCCCAACAACACUAGGGCCAACAGAGGCAACAUUCCACACAGCAAAUGUAGGCGCGUUCACCUCCGCAGGCCCCUUCAAUUCAGGAAGCCACCUGCCAACAUACUACCCGCCCGCCCCAACCCAGUACACCUUCACGCACGGCGUGCGGCAUCCCGUGCGCCCGAAACCACCGCACCAGGGCGAGGUCUUCUACGUACGGUACAUCCCAAGCGUGAGCCAGUACCUCUCAUUCCGAAUCCCAUUUGUGCCCAUGACAAAACCAACUUCGAUCCCGGGCUCGAGCAGUGGCGGUGGCAGUGGGAGUGGUAGUCGACCCGGAACACCGGUUACAUCCGCUGUCACGAGUAUCGAGCAGCAUCUCUGCGAGAAUGUCUCCUCAGAUGUGGAUACCUUGCACAGAUGGAUGAAUGUCCCGCGCGUAGAGGCGAUGUGGUCAGAAGGCGGACCGAAGGCUGCACAGGAGAAAUUCCUACUUGCGAAUUUGACGAGCCGGCAUAAAUUCCCUGUUAUUGGAUGCUGGGACGGGAAGCCCUUUGGGUAUUUCGAGAUCUAUUGGGUGAAGGAGGAUCCGCUGGGCAGGUUGCUGGACCGGGUUGAUAACUAUGAUCGGGGUAUUCAUCUGCUUGUUGGCGAGCAGGAGUUCCGUGGUGCGCAUCGGGUUGCUAUUUGGUUGAGUGCUUUGGUGCAUCAUUGUUUCCUGGCUGAUAUGCGCACCGAGGCUGUUGUUUUGGAGCCCAGGGUUGAUAAUCUCAAACUCAUCAAUUACCUCCAGGAAGCUGGCUUCUAUAAAGAAGGUGAGGUUAGCUUCCCGCAUAAGCAGUCUGCCGUUAUGAAGAUUAAGCGCGAGUUCUGGGAAGCGCCUGUUCUUUAG
This is a messenger RNA of Penicillium canescens, 1599 nucleotides long. Its product is annotated as GNAT family N-acetyltransferase. Lineage: Eukaryota; Fungi; Ascomycota; Eurotiomycetes; Eurotiales; Aspergillaceae. The coding region runs from base 1 to 1599 and encodes 532 amino acids. The transcript has 2 exons. Gene Ontology annotation, biological process: siderophore biosynthetic process. The record is from RefSeq and is a predicted model, not a curated record.